This is a messenger RNA of Gadus chalcogrammus (walleye pollock), 1748 nucleotides long. RefSeq names its product voltage-dependent anion-selective channel protein 2-like. Bases 156 to 1007 code for a protein of 283 amino acids. The record is from RefSeq and is a predicted model, not a curated record. The transcript is spliced from 9 exons. NCBI's taxonomy places the organism in Eukaryota, Metazoa, Chordata, Actinopteri, Gadiformes, Gadidae. Gene Ontology annotation, cellular component: mitochondrial outer membrane. Gene Ontology annotation, molecular function: voltage-gated monoatomic anion channel activity. Gene Ontology annotation, biological process: monoatomic anion transmembrane transport.
GCGAACUGCUAUAUUCUGGGGUCCUGUAACCCUUAGGUAAACCGGUGUUGCGCACCGGUGUCUCCUUCACGUCGCCCUACAGCUGUAGAAGUCUUUCGGUUUUCAUUUCACGAUCAUUUGUCAGGGCUGUAAAAGUACUCCUGCAAAUUGCAAUAAUGUCAGUCCCUCCAACAUAUGGCGACCUUGGAAAAUCUGCCAAAGAUAUCUUCAACAAAGGCUAUGGUUUUGGACUUGUUAAACUUGAUGUGAAGACAAAGUCUGACAGUGGAGUGGAAUUCAAAACCUCCGGUCUGUCAAACACUGACACAAGCAAGGUCAAUGGGAGCCUGGAAACUAAGUACAGAUGGGCCGAAUAUGGGCUGACUUUCACGGAAAAGUGGACGACAGACAACACACUUGGAACAGAAAUUUGCGUUGAAGAUCAGAUCACCAAGGGUCUGAAACUUACAUUUGACACUACGUUUUCACCAAACACUGGCAAGAAGAGCGGAAAAGUGAAGACUGCGUAUAAGCGUGACUACAUCAACCUCGGCGUUGACGUGGACUUGGACUUUGCCGGCCCAAUGAUCCAUGGGGCGGGUGUCACAGGCUAUGACGGCUGGCUGGCCGGCUACCAGAUGGCUUUCGACACGGCAAAAUCAAAGCUGACCAUGAGCAACUUUGCCAUUGGAUACAAGACCAAUGACUUCCAAUUGCACACCAAUGUUAACGACGGUUCCGAGUUUGCUGGGACCAUCUAUCAGAAGGUCAACGACCAGCUGGAGACCGCUGUGAACCUGGCCUGGACAGCCGGCAGCAAUGGCACCCGCUUUGGAAUCGGAGCCAAAUACCAACUGGACUCCAACACCUCCCUUUCGGCUAAGGUGAACAACGCAAGCUUGGUAGGAAUCGGCUACACCCAAACUUUGCGGCCUGGUAUGAAGCUAACUCUGUCUGCGCUGGUGGACGGGAAGAGCAUCCAUGCCGGUGGUCACAAGCUAGGCCUGGGGCUGGAGUUGGAGGCAUGAGACCCCUUGGCCAUGUGUGUGUGUUAGUGUUUGUUUCCUACCCUUUCAACAAAUGCUCUCUCCAAGGUAUGGGAUUCCCAGUGCGUUGAAUCCCUGUUGUAGAGCACUGUUGGUCAAAUUUGCACCUCCCUUUGUUUGUUAGGUUCUUCGUUCAGUGUCCUGUGUCGCAUUUAGCAAAUCUUGUAUGAAGUGCAACAUGCAGUUUGGCACCCCCGUUUAAAGGUUGGUAAACCCCCAUUGUAGCAGGGGAGCUCCCAAAUGACACAAAUGUACACCAUCUGAAAACAGUGAUUUUGGGGUUUUACUUGCUCAGUAACUUGCUCGCAAAUCUGGUUUAAAAUCAUGUUAAUUAUUUAAGAGUUGUAAUGCUAAGCACUAGAGCUGGAUGGUAGAUAGAAUCACAUGUCGAGCCUUGAGAAUGAGGAGCUGGAGAACCAUAAUGGGCCAUGGCCUUAAUAAUGUUUAAUAUAAUAUUCUACAUCCAAGAAACCGAAAACUAUAGAGGACCAAAUGUGCCACGGAAAGGAUUAAUUGAAAUUGAAUCUAUGCUUUACUAUUAAAUUAAGCUCUCGUUGCAUUGCAAAAACAAGUCCAGCUGUAGAAACAGAUUUAAUGCAUACUUUCCCCUCAUUAAAUGGCGACCCUGCUAUUGCCAACCUGCAAGUUGCUCCUUAACUUAAGUUCCACUUUGUGUUGUAAUGCAGUGUAUAAUUAUCAUUCAUGAAUGGAAGUCGCCAUUAC